GUUUCCGGCUGAAUUUAAAUUAACAGAAGCAGCUGCUGCUUGCUGCGAUCGAACUCACACACACGGUGCGACGCCAAGCGCUGUAAGAAAGCACGAAAUCGUUCGGCGGAAGAGCGGAAUACGAGGGGCGGAAGCGAUGGGCAAGCCGGCAGGCUCAUGCUUCAAGAUAAUGGGCUGCGGUGGAGGCGGAGGGGACGCCGUCGAAAAUGACGAUCUCUUGCCGGAAGAGGCUACAACUUCAGCAGACAACCGUAGGUGGAGUUUUCGAAAGAGAUCAUCUAAGCAUCGUGUCCUAAGCAACACAGUGAUCUCAGAACCCAUAUCUGUUUGCUCCAGUAAGGAAAGCCAAGAACUUUCUACUGCUAAUCUCCAAUCUCCAAAUUUUUCUUUCCCAGAAGCGGUCCAGGAACAAGAAAAGCAAACCAAAACUUCUCAAUUGCCAUCAGAGAUAUCAAAUACAGAAGCUACUUCAGCCCUUUCUAACAAAACUGCAACUCCAGCUGGUUUUGCUCUCAGUGAAUCUAUUGUAGUUAUCUUUCAGGCAUCUAUAAGGGGAUAUUUGGCUCGGGAAGAACUACACAAACUCAAGUGCAUUGUCAAGUUGCAAGCAAUUGUACGUGGAUAUCUGGUUAGGAAGCAGGCUAUUGGAACUUUGCAGUGUAUUCAGGCCAUCAUCAGAAUGCAAGUGCUUGUAAGAGCUCGUAUUACUUGUCAAUUGGCCGAGAAGUUAAGGUCAGCCAAUAAUGGGAAUUUCCAGGAGGAGGGAGGUUCUUUCAAUAAUCCAGACAAGUCACUGAUUAACAAAUUACUUAAAAAUCGCUUUGCUCGUCAGCUUAUCGAGUCUACACCUAGGAAAAAAACAAUCUUUGUCAAAUGUGGUCCAUCAGAGUCUGAUUCAGUAUGGAAGUGGUUGAAGAGAUGGACUGCUGUCACUUCAUCAGGAGUAAGCCAACAACCUGUGAAAAAAUUUGACAUUGGCCACCGGCUGCUUGAAGGGAAAACUGAUGAUGCUGAGAGCGUACCUAAGAAAUCGAUUCCUCAUGCAGUUUCCGCAGACUUUUCUGAUCCAGUGUUGGUUACAAGCAAAUUGAUAAUGGAAGAUGAUGGCAAACAUGACUUCAUGAUUGAAAACAUCGGUGGCUUUCAGUCUUGUACCUCUGGCUUUCAGUCUUGUACCUCUCUAGCUGCUCAAUAUAAUUCAAACUAUUUACAGGAGGAGGAUGCUGAGAAAUUGCAACCCAAAAAUGACAUUUUGGACAUUCUGGACAAUAAUGAAUCAAAGGUUGUUAAUGAUGAGAGAUUGGAUUGCAUAGCCAGUAACAAACAAGCAGAGGCAAAUAGAAGUUCAGGAUUAACAGGUGAUACUUCACCUGUUAGGAAAUGCAGUUUCAACCAUGAUACUGGAAAGGCAUGCUCUGAAAUUCUAGAGAAUGGAGGUAAGAAAUUUGCAAUUAGUUCAAGAAAACCAUGCAACCCAGCAUUUGUUGCAGCUCAGUCGAAGUUUGAAGAGUUGAGUUCAAAGUUAGCUGUUGGCCUAUCUGUCAGUUCUGCUUAUCAAAUUUCCUCAUCAAAAUCAAAAUCAGAAAACCAGACCAUUCAUGCAAGUUCUUUAGCAGAUGAUAAUACUGAAGAAAUUUCAGCUAAAACCUCAGUAUUCUACGAUUCAAAGCUUCAAACUGCAGCAUCAGAGUGUGGCACUGAGAUUUCUAUCUCUUCCACGCUUGAUUCGCCUGACCGAUCUGAUACAGAAGGUGGGGAAAUUGUUCUUGAGAUCAGAACCUUGGAGAAUAAGAAUUAUGGCAUUGCAGCUGAUGCAGAGAAUGCUUUUGAACCUUCCAGUCUAAGUGGUAAUGGUAGACCUGAUGGCAAAGAUGAUGAGAGUGCACAUUCAAUUGCUUCCAUCAACUUCAUGCAGUUAGAUAACAAUCCGGCUGAGACAACCACAUCAGAUGCAGCGACUCAUCUGGAACUCACAACAGAACACGGUAGAUCACUUGAAGGACCUCCAAUAAACUAUGAAUUGGCAGCUGAUCCACAUGGAACCCCAUCUAGUGGUAUAUCUGAGAACUCUAUAAAGAAAAAGAAGUAUGAUACCACGUCUACACAUAGGCAAAGACUGCAAUUCAUUGGUAAAAAGCCAUCAUCAGGUCCAAAUAAUGAUUCAGGCAUAAGAUGUAGCACGGAAAAUUUAAGCAUGGAUGUGAAAAUUCCAAAGAGGCACAACUCAUUCGGGAUGGCAAAGAAUGAUAAUGUUGAACAGGAACCUAGGCUUAGUAGUAGCAACUCCCUUCCAGGUUAUAUGCAAGCCACUGCAUCAGCAAGAGCUAAAACCUAUGCUAGUACAUCUAGGAAGUCCAGCCCCGAUAUGCAAGAUAAUCAGCAGAAAAAGCGACAUUCCUUACCUAUCGAAAAUGGCAAGCAGAGUUCAUCCCCACGCAUGCAAAGAUCAGCAUCACAAGCCCAGCCAGAUGCUAAGGCCAACUGCGUUCAUUCUCCUCACACUUCAGCAGAGAGAAAAUGGCAAAGAUGAAAAAAAUAAACAUCGAAGACAAGUGAUCAAGAUGCAGACCUGGAAUUUGGUUUUGCUAAUUAAAUGUUUCUAGUUGAGUUGGUUUAUUCAAGUGUUUCAUGAUAUUAUGGUCAUCUUAUAUUGGGGCAGAAUAAGAAGCUUACGAACAUUGUUAUAAAUAUAAAUUGUGCACAUCCCAUACUAGAAAAGUUCCUAUGUAUCAAGCUUGUCUAUGUUGUGAUAAUAUGUGUACGGUGUUGUCUAAGGAUGGAUGUCUACGAGCAUUUGUUAUAUAGUGAGUUUUAUGUAUGUAUUUUGAUAUUUGAUGUGAUAUCUAAUGUAAAUGUGAAUGGAAAAUGGAUAGGAGGGGAUGCAAA
This is a messenger RNA of Zingiber officinale, 2886 nucleotides long. RefSeq names its product protein IQ-DOMAIN 32-like. The transcript is spliced from 6 exons. The coding region runs from base 137 to 2530 and encodes 797 amino acids. Gene Ontology annotation, molecular function: protein binding. NCBI's taxonomy places the organism in Eukaryota, Viridiplantae, Streptophyta, Magnoliopsida, Zingiberales, Zingiberaceae. The record is from RefSeq and is a predicted model, not a curated record.